Messenger RNA from Colletotrichum aenigma, 1701 nucleotides. It is a transcript of the gene cct1, whose product is annotated as T-complex protein 1 subunit alpha. Lineage: Eukaryota; Fungi; Ascomycota; Sordariomycetes; Glomerellales; Glomerellaceae. Gene Ontology annotation, cellular component: chaperonin-containing T-complex. The record is from RefSeq and is a predicted model, not a curated record. Gene Ontology annotation, biological process: protein folding. Gene Ontology annotation, molecular function: ATP-dependent protein folding chaperone; ATP hydrolysis activity; ATP binding. The transcript has 3 exons. The coding region runs from base 1 to 1701 and encodes 566 amino acids.
AUGGCGUCCAUGUUCGAGCAGUCAGGGAGCGGCACCCUUUUCCUCGGUGGCCAGAAGAUUUCCGGCGCCGACAUCAGAGACCAAAACGUCCUCGCGACCCAAGCUAUCGCAAAUGUCGUCAAGAGCUCAUUCGGCCCCAGCGGCCUUGACAAGAUGAUGGUCGACGAUAUUGGUGAUGUCACGGUCACGAACGACGGCGCCACUAUCCUCAGCCUGUUGGACGUCGAGCACCCCGCUGGCAAGAUCUUGGUCGACCUGGCACAACAACAAGACAAGGAGGUCGGCGAUGGCACCACGUCCGUCGUCCUCAUCGCCGCCGAGCUGCUGCGCAGAGGCAACGAGCUUAUGAAGAACCGCAUACACCCCACUACCAUCAUCACCGGCUACCGACUUGCCCUUCGCGAGGCCGUCAAGUACAUGAACGAGAACAUCAGCAUCAAGGUCGAGAAUCUCGGUCGCGAAUCCCUCAUCAACAUUGCCAAGACCUCCAUGUCCAGCAAGAUCAUCGGUGCCGACUCCGAGUUCUUCGCCAACAUGGUUGUCGAUGGCAUGCUCGCCGUUAAGACCACGAACAACCGUAACGAGACGAAAUACCCCGUUAAGGCUGUCAACAUCCUCAAGGCACACGGAAAGGGCUCGCUGGAGUCUGUUCUGGUCAAGGGCUACGCUCUUAACUGCACAGUCGCUUCCCAGGCCAUGCCUACAAGAAUAACGGACGCCAAGAUUGCCGUGUUGGAUAUGAACCUGCAAAAGGAGCGUAUGAAGUUGGGUGUUCAGAUUACCGUCGAUGACCCGACACAACUGGAGCAGAUCCGCGCGAGAGAGUCUGGCAUGAUCCUGGAGAGGGUAGACAUGAUCCUGAAGGCUGGCGCCAACGUUAUCCUUACUACCAAGGGUAUCGACGACAUGGUUCUGAAGACUUUCGUUGAGAGGGGCGCUAUGGGUGUUCGCAGAUGCAAGAAGGAGGACCUCCGCAGAAUUGCCAAGGCUACCGGCGCUACCCUUCUCAGCACACUCUCCGACCUCAACGGCGACGAGAAGUUCGACCCCGCGUACCUUGGACACGCGGAGGAGGUUGUGCAGGAGCGCAUCUCAGACGACGAGUGCAUUCUCGUCAAGGGCACCAAGACCCACUCCUCAGCAUCCAUCAUCCUCCGCGGCCCCAACGACUUCACUCUGGACGAGAUGGAGCGUUCUAUCCACGACUCCCUCAACGCCGUCAAGAGAACGCUCGAGAGUGGCAGCAUCGUACCGGGUGGCGGUGCCGUCGAGACUGCUCUGCACAUCUACCUCGAGGAGUUUGCCGGUACCGUCGGUUCCCGCGAGCAAUUGGCCAUCGGCGAGUUUGCUCAGUCCCUGCUCGUUAUCCCCAAGACCCUGGCUGUCAACGCGGCCAAGGACGCCUCAGAGCUCGUCGCCCAGCUGCGCUCUCGGCACGCGCUCUCCCAGCGCAUUCAGGAGGGCGAGGGCAACGAUGACGAGAAGAUUGUCGCCCGCAAGAAGGCGUACAAGAACUACGGUCUGGACCUGACGAAGGGCAAGGUUAUUGACGAGGUCAAGGCUGGUAUUUUGGAGCCCAGCAUCAGCAAGAUCCGGCAACUCAAGAGUGCCGUGGAGGCUUGCAUCAGCAUCAUGCGUAUCGAUACCCUGAUCAAGCUGGAUCCCGAGCAGAGGGCGGAGGAUGACGGCCACGGUCACUAA